Callithrix jacchus (white-tufted-ear marmoset) is the source of this 8667-nucleotide messenger RNA. It is a transcript of the gene SIAH3, whose product is annotated as siah E3 ubiquitin protein ligase family member 3. The record is from RefSeq and is a predicted model, not a curated record. Gene Ontology annotation, cellular component: cytoplasm. Gene Ontology annotation, molecular function: ubiquitin protein ligase activity; ubiquitin conjugating enzyme binding. Lineage: Eukaryota; Metazoa; Chordata; Mammalia; Primates; Cebidae. Gene Ontology annotation, biological process: proteasome-mediated ubiquitin-dependent protein catabolic process; multicellular organism development.
AGCACCGGGUCUGGGCUGACUUUGAAGAGGAAAAACACGAUACACUCAACUCCCCUGCUUUAGCUGCAAAGAGGAAAACAUCAGAGCUAGUCCCAAAAAACCCAAAGCCCUUCAAGUACCGCUUGGGAAUCUUUUCCUCAAGAACCAGCGGCCUCCCGCUCCCCGCUCCUCACCAGCCCUGUUGUGGGGAGCAAGGACGGGUUUGCAGUCUGGGGACUAGAAUGCCCUCUGCCUGUGCCAGCACAGAAGGGUGCUGCUAGCAUUUGCGGAAACAGGCUCGAUUCAUCAGGGAGUUCGGCGGGGAAGGCGCUUGUCAUUGGCUGUGUCUGCACCUCAAGGAUAACGUUUCUGUCCCUUCGAUUGGCCGCGUCACGCUGCAGAUUCUAAGCGUCUGGUUUGAUGAUGAAUAUGAGAGCGCGCUGAGCCGGCUGGAGCGGGGUCCCAGGCUGCGCUCAGUCCCGGCCCGAGGACUCGCCGCUUCCUCCGCCCCUGCCCGGGCGACAGCCCCCAAAAGUUGUGAUGCUUUUCCUCGCCCAGUGCUUCGGGGCUGUGUUCGAUCUCAUCCACCUCCGCUUCCAGCACUACAAGGCGAGGCGGGUCUUCUCCGCGGCCGGGCAGCUCGUCUGUGUCGUCAGCCCCACGCACAACCUCAAGUAUGUGUCCAGUCGGCGCGCCGUCACUCAGAGCGCUCCAGAGCAAGGUGGCUUCCACCCUCACCAUCUCAGCCACCACCACUGCCACCACCGUCACCACCACCACCUCCGCCACCAUGCCCACCCCCACCACCUCCACCACCAGGAGGCGGGGCUGCACACCGCCCCGGUGACGCCCUGCCUGUGCCCCCUGUUCUCCUGCCAGUGGGAAGGCUGCCUGGAGGUGGUGGUGCCCCACCUGCGGCAGAUCCACAGCGUUGACAUCCUCCAGGGAGCCGAGAUCGUCUUCCUGGCCACGGACAUGCACCUGCCCGCGCCGGCUGAUUGGAUCAUCAUGCACUCCUGCCUCGGCCACCACUUUCUGUUGGUGCUGAGGAAACAGGAGAGGCACGAAGGGCACCCCCAGUUCUUUGCCACCAUGAUGCUGAUCGGGACCCCCACCCAGGCCGACUGCUUCACCUACCGCCUGGAGCUCAACAGAAACCAUCGGCGUCUGAAGUGGGAGGCCACGCCUCGGUCUGUCCUCGAGUGCGUGGACUCGGUGAUCACGGACGGGGACUGCCUCGUCCUCAACACCUCGCUGGCACAGCUCUUCUCUGACAACGGCAGCCUUGCCAUCGGGAUUGCCAUCACCGCGACAGAUGUGCGCCCCUCGGAAGCUGAAAUGUGAGGCCGGGAGCCCUGGAUGCUCCCCACGCAGCCUCCCUGGGAAACGCCUCGGACCUCCCGGCGCCGGGACUCCGGACCCCUUUUUAUUCUUCUCCUCCCUUUAAUUUUUAUUUAUUUAUUUUUGUCUCAGGUAUUUUGUGGGAUUUAGUCUUUGUCGGCCAUGGGCAUUGUAUUAUGUAAACAUCCUGUAAUUCAAUCUUGGCGUGGCGUUUGUCCUGCAUUGCUGGCGCUGUUUUAUAGAACAUUUCUAAGAUUUAGUCAGAAUAGUUUUUUCCCGUCACCUCCAAUUCCUUUCUCUGCUGCUUUCGAAGGGGAUCAAAACACCAUGAAGCAGACUGUUGGGGCGGAGAGGAGGCUUAGUAUGAGAAUCAUUUCUUGUUUCUCUUUUCAGUCUAUUUCAGAGCAAGCUGAAUUGAACGUGUGUACUCAGCAGGUUGGGGAAGGGGCCCUGUUCAGAGAUGGAUCACAUUUCAGACCAGCCAGACACGACUCUGACACCUUCCCAGGAACCUCAAGGUCAAAGCUGGGCUAGCCAGGCAUGAGGAGAUGGUGUCUCCUCCACAGGGCUGGAGGCUGGAUUAGAGGUGUCAUCUUGUGCUGAGCGCUCAGGUUGUCGCUGGGGCUCAGGAGUGACCAGAGGCCCACCUUCCUGUGAUGGGCUCCUGUCACCUUGUUCCCAGGCUGUGCCAUCUUUUCUUGCUCUGGAAUCAAAGUCCUCAGAUCUUUGGUGCUUUCUUAAAAACCCCUUUGCUUCUGUUGAGCAAAUAGCAGAAAAGAAUAGGCACGAUGGGGAAUGGGGAGGAAAAGCAACAGGGAAAAGAGAACAUAAAAUUAAUCUCCCAUCUCUGGGAGGGCACUCCCUCCAUGGAGAGUUUUAUUAUCAAGUUAUAAAACCCAUCAGUCCCUCCGGAGGGUGCAGCUUUUUCAUCUCAUGCAAAAAGCAGAACCAGGACUCAGCGUCAAGGGCAAGAACUCAGAGGGCUGCACCGGGACCUCUGACCUGGCGGGCUGGCCAUCGCUGACACAUCUGGGCGUGGCUGACAGCCGUGACCGUGGAUCCAGUAUGCAUUCGGCACCCUGACGCAGCGUGAACAAAACAGCCACAGAAAUCCAUAUGGCCUCCGCGCAGGCUGCUCUCACUGAUUUCGUUGGCAGAACAGUUCAUCGACAUCUUCCUGUAGACGUGUCUCGUGUUUCUGAAGAAAGUCAGCACGUUCAGUCAACUUUGUCUUUUCUGUCCUAAGGUGGACACCUUUAAGCCUUCCCAGGAGGACCUCUUCUAGCUCCUUUUUGUCGCAUUUGUCCCUCCCUCUGGCUGCUCUCCAGACACUGCAGAGGCCAGGCACCCCAUCCCCAGCGCAUCCUCAUGAGAGCCCACUCUCUGCACGCGUUCCUGCACUUCACCCUCUGGGCUGGGUCCUGGCGGGCCUCCAAAUGACUACUUAGUUUCAGGCAGAUUGCCCUGGCUGGCCAUCCGCAGUCUUUUCUCCACCAAAAAUAAUUGGUCCCGAAACACAACACCCUCCCCCUCAACAACUGGGUCAAUUCUCCAGCCACUUUUGUGGCCAACCUGCAGCCCACACACCAGAAGGGAGGUGCCAGUUGAUGGAAGGUUAAAUAACAGAGGGUCACAGUAAUCGCUGGGCCCCUGGGGCGGACACUGCAUUCCAUCAGAGCCCUGAGGGAGGCAAAAAUGUCACCACAGAUGGAGGCACCUGUCCGAUGCUGCAGUCUCAAGGAAAGGGUCGGGGCCUGCUUGUUCUUUGAGCUCUCAGACGCCCCGCCAGGGCACCAGCCACCUGCCCCCCACCCCCACUCCAAUCACACAGGUGCCCAAGAACGCCUGAGGCUGGUGGGUCUGCGCUUGGAGAGACUGGCUGUCUUCGCCCCUCCCUGUACCCCCAACCCCCUUCCCAGAACCUAAGACACACCUGGCUCCAAGUCCGAUGUCUUUAGAAGCCACAGGUCCUCUCCUUUGAAACCAUUUGUGUAGCAUCACAGGUGCUCCAAACCAACAAACAAAACCUCACUAACUAACAUUCACAGGUCCUGUAACUAAUAUUCACAGGACCUUAGGGCUCCUGCUGACAUCACCUUUGCCUUCUGGCUGUGCCAAGUCACCUGAGCCACCCUGGGACUGACUUCAGGUUAUUUUCACUGCACACAAGACUGUACUAUGAAUAAGUGAUCCUAGAUGGGAGUUUUUAUGUUGGUUCCUAGAAACCUUUAGGAGAAAGCAUGGGAAACAUAUUAUCUCCCAUCGUCGGUGCUCCCCAAAAGGCCUUUCCAUAUCUACGUGUGAAGAACUGGAGAAAAAGGCGCAAACUAACAAGCAAGAAUUGGGAAUAGAAAAUGGUAACAACUGUGUGUAUUUGAACUUCAUAGUUCCUGAAGGGCUCUUUCAUUUGAGUCUCAGGUUAAUCCUGAAUAAACUAAAAGAAUAGAGGUUCUAAGACAUUAAAUAACCUUUUCAAGGUCGCACAUCUGGUGGUUAGACCACAACCAACCCAGAGCAACCGACUGCACCCUUGGUGUGCUCGAAGUAAGACUCACCCGAAAUACUCAGCAGUCUUGCCAGCUCACCAGUGGACUGAGGACUUGAGAAUCAACUGAGUCUCGGUCCUGGGUGAGGAGAGGGAGCAGGGAAAGACUAGAGUGGAUUUGCCUUGAGAAGCAUCUCUGCUUUAAGAACUAGGCUGGGUACAGUGGCUCAUGUCCACAAUCCCAGCACUUUGGGAGGCUGAAGUAGGAGGAUUGCUUGAGCUCAGGACUUUGAGAUCAGCCUGGGCAAUAUAGUGAGACUUCAUUUCUACAAAAAAAUAAAAGUAAAAAAUCAGCUGGGUUUGGUGACACAAGUCUGUAGUCCGGAGGCCAAGGCAGGAGGAUGGCUCGAGCCCAGAGGUGGAGGCCACAGUGAGCUGCGAUUACACCACUUGUAACUCCAGCCUCAGCAUCACAGUGAAACCCUCUCUCUUUAGAUUAAAAAAAAAAAAAAAAACACUAGUCCACCUGGAAGCAGGGGGCCAGGAAGUGGUUGGGGUGCAUGCAGGGGCUUCAGUGCACCCUGCCUUUCGGAAUCCCUUUGCCCACACCCAGGUCUCAUCUCAGAGUCCCAGUGGGAUCAGGUUGCCUCAUGCAACCGAGGGGCUAGAGUUAAUGACUCACUCUCUAAGGAGAAAUUGUUUUUUAAAAGAAGGCCUAGAGAGACAGCAGCACUUCGCAGCGAAAAAUGAGAUACCAGAAUCUGAACCUCAGGCAUCUGCCAGGGGGCUUUUCAGGAGGUGUGGAGAGAGGAGCAUUCCUCCCCUCGAGGCUGAGCCUACAUACAUGGUUGACGCUGAAAUGGAGGUCAGGAAGAUUGUCUUUCACAAUCGGUAUCUGCAUGAAUCUGUGCCCGCUAUACCCCAUAUACCCCAUCACUGGCCGUGGCUACUGUGGACACUGUAGGAACGGAUCAGCAUAGUCAUCACAGUAGUACCCAUGGCUACCACUCAUUGAGGCUUUUCUACAUGACCCAGUAGGCUAUGUACUUGGAAUAUAAUAUCUCAUGUAAUCCCAUAACAACCUCAGCAAGCAGGUGCUCUUUAAUGUACGGGCGGGAAAGGUACGGGAACAGAAGUUAGCCAACUUAAGGUCAUGCCGCUACCAAAUGGCAGAGCUGGGCCUGGGACCCGGCACGUAUGGCUUCUGACCAACAGCAGCCGUGUCGUUUCUAUGAACAUAUGGACCCAAGGCUCACGAGGACCAAGGCAUGAAGUGUGAAUGGCACAGAGGCCUUUUGGCUCCCCUUUUCUCCAUCUUUCUUCAGCCUAAGACCUAGUGGAGAAUUGGAGCUGGCUUGCAUUCUGGUUGGUAAUCUUUCAGAAAUUUUGCAAGCUGAUUAUUAAGUACAGCCAGAAUUAAAAAUGAUACACAUUUACAAUUAAAUGGAUUAUGUUUGAAGCAAAGGUCUCAGGUACCUAAAGCUCAUCCCUUCCUCGUUAGCUCACUACUCUUGUUUUCUGUGUUUCUGGGUAAUUUGCAUCCAUCGUAUCUGUGCGAUGAGCAUUUAUCUAACGAUGUGCUGCCCUGCACCUUCCAGCUCCACAUUUAGUGAGGUCGUGCUGACUGCCCGAAAUUAGCCACGGUGGGAGUAUUUACACCACGGAAAUUAGCAAAUGCUACUAGACGGGGAUUUUUCUCCCUAGAAAGCCUGUCGUUAAGCAUUUACCAGUAUGGUCAUUCCUCAGUAUCCUUGGGGAACUGGUUCCAGGAAUCUUGGGGACACCAGAAGCUGAAGAUGCUCAAGUCCCUUUUGUAAAAUGGACAAGUAUUUGCAUCUAACCUACGCAACCCUCCGGUAUAUUUAAAUCACCUCUAGAGUCCUAUUACACCGGAUACAAUGUAAAUGCUACGUCACAGUCAUUAUACUGGAUUAUUUCUUACUGUUGUUUUUGAUUCCCAGUUGAUGGAAUCCACGGGUCUGGAACCCAUGGAUACAGAAGGUUGACUUAACACCACCACCUAGACAUUGCUGAUGCACACAGCAGGGUGGAAGAGGGGACUUUGGAAGGAGAAGCAAGGUCCCGGAGGCCGUGCUGACAAAGGCAUAAGUGACAGCCAAGCCAGCAGAACAGCAUAUUGUUGGGAAAACAGGGACUCUUCUGGAGAAGAGACUCCAAGGCUCAAGCAGUGACAAGAGCAUUUUCUGCCAAAGAGCACCCUCCGCUCUCCACUAGACACUUCCCUAUUAAAGAGCACCCUCCGCUCUCCCCCGGACACUUCCCUAUUAAAGAGCACCCUCCGCUCUCCCCCGGACACUUCCCUAUUAAGGAGCACCCUCCACUAUCCCCUGGACACUUCCCUAUUAAAGAGCACCCUCCACUCUCCACUAGACACUUCCCUAUUAAAGAGCACCCUCCGCUCUCCCCCGGACACUUCCCUAUUAAAGAGCACCCUCCACUCUCCACUAGACACGUCCCUAUUAAAGAGCACCCUCCGCUCUCCCCCGGACACUUCCCUAUUAAAGAGCACCCUCCACUCUCCACUAGACACUUCCCUAUUAAAGAGCACCCUCCACUCUCCACUAGACACUUCCCUAUUAAAGAGCACCCUCCACUCUCCCUGGACACUUCCCUAUUAAAGAGCACCCUCCACUCUCCCUGGACACUUCCCUAUUAAAGAGCACCCUCCGCUCUCCACUAGACACUUCCCUAUUAAAGAGCACCCUCCACUCUCCACUAGACACUUCCCUAUUAAAGAGCACCCUCCACUCUCCACUAGACACUUCCCUAUUAAAGAGCACCCUCCGCUCUCCACUAGACACUUCCCUAUUAAAGAGCACCCUCCACUCUCCCUGGACACUUCCCUAUUAAAGAGCACCCUCCGCUCUCCACUAGACACUUCCCUAUUAAAGAGCACCCUCCACUCUCCCUGGACACUUCCCUAUUAAAGAGCACCCUCCACUCUCCACUAGACACUUCCCUAUUAAAGAGCACCCUCCACUCUCCCUGGACACUUCCCUAUUAAAGAGCACCCUCCACUCUCCCUGGACACUUCCCUAUUAAAGAGCACCCUCCGCUCUCCACUAGACACUUCCCUAUUAAAGAGCACCCUCCACUCUCCACUAGACACUUCCCUAUUAAAGAGCACCCUCCACUCUCCACUAGACACUUCCCUAUUAAAGAGCACCCUCCGCUCUCCACUAGACACUUCCCUAUUAAAGAGCACCCUCCACUCUCCCUGGACACUUCCCUAUUAAAGAGCACCCUCCGCUCUCCACUAGACACUUCCCUAUUAAAGAGCACCCUCCGCUCUCCACUAGACACGUCCCUAUUAAAGAGCACCCUCCACUCUCCACUAGACACUUCCCUAUUAAAGAGCACCCUCCACUCUCCACUAGACACUUCCCUAUUAAAGAGCACCCUCCGCUCUCCACUAGACACUUCCCUAUUAAAGAGCACCCUCCACUCUCCCUGGACACUUCCCUAUUAAAGAGCACCCUCCGCUCUCCACUAGACACUUCCCUAUUAAAGAGCACCCUCCGCUCUCCACUAGACACUUCCCUAUUAAAGAGCACCCUCCACUCUCCCUGGACAAUUCCCUAUUAAAGAGCACCCUCCACUCUCCACUAGACACACUUCCCUAUUAAAGAGCACCCUCUGCUCUCCCUAGACACUUACCUAUUGCAUUAGUGUGGAAAGUUCUCUUUGGUGGCUUUCAUGGAAAAAUUCAACUCCAGAAACUCAGCCUAUCGGGUAUCCCAAUCCAAAAAUCAAAACCAGCUCUAUAAAGCUCAAAUUUCCUGUUACUUGUUCCUACAGGUCACCCUCCCUACCUCUUUCUUACAUGCUGGGCAAAAUCUAAUCUAAAGAAAUGUUUUACUUUGAAAUUAGAAAUUGUAAAUAUCCACCAUCCACAGCAAGUGGUGGUGUCAAACACCACGUGAGAUGCAUUACCACCAAAGUGGGACCCUCUAGAGCCGAAGCUGAGAGACAGAACACACAGGAGCCGAGGAAUGUCACAGGAGGAACAGGGCCCAGGGCUUCACUUUCCUACUUGUACACUUCACUUUACUGCAACCCGACAAGGACCCUGUUCAGAAUCCAUAGCCUACCCAGACCAACACUCUUUCUAAAUCCAGGGCCCAGUUUCCACUAGGUCAAGAGUCACUGGAAAUGCCCAGCUAAGUGCCUCAAAGCAGGCAGAACCUUCAAGGUCAACAGUGCAUCCGUUACUCCAGUUCCAGUGGUUUCACUGGAAGGGAUGGGAGAAGGGAGGGUUGCUGAAGCUUCUUCUCGGAUGCAGUUCUAAGGGAAAGGGGAAGAGAUCAUGGGUGGGACCCCAAAGAGUUAGACCUUGAUUAAGUUUCCACUGCAAAGAGCAUCAUGCGUGGAGUCACCUAGUCAGAUCGUUAAAUUUCAGAUUGUUUUGUUCGUAAGAUUUUCUUUAAGAGCUGAUGAGCUCCCCAUUGAGUUUGCCUGGAAAAUACCCAGCUGAAGACCGACUUCACUGAAAAGUGAUCCCAGAGGUCUAGUGUAGAUAAACAUGAAUUUCCCCAAAUCAGGUUAUCACAUGAGCUACCCACCUGGGUUAGAAUUUGUCUUUUUCAAUAUUUUCUGACAGUAUUUCACCUUGAGUACUAUACUAUAAAUACUCCUCAACCCCUUUCAGCCUUUUUUAGGGUAUUGAGAUAAGAAAGAGAAAGGAAACUGAGAAGCAUUUUACUCGGCCUGAAUUAGUGUAUAUAUAGUUUUCUACGCUUUCUUACAACGUUACAGACAAUACCUUGAACCAGCUUGGACUGCUACUUCACCUCUGCCCUGCGUCUCAUAAAGAAAGUCAUUAAAUUGCAUUUGAUACUGUU